AUGUGCAUGGACAAGAGUAAUUGGGGCAUCAUGUUGGAAAGAGUGGCGGGCGCAUCAACUCCAAUGGAAGGCCAUAAGAAAGGCAAGGAUCUUCAUGUGAAGUUCAUCAUUAAGUCCUUCAAGGUACCGGAAAUUUAUAUUGAAGUCCCUGAAGCCACUAGUGUUGGUUCUCUGAAGAGAACCUUGAUGGAGGCAAUUACUGCUAUUCCUGGAAAUGGAGUACGAGUUGGGGCAGUUCUUCAAGGGAAGAAAGUUCGAGAUGACAAAAGAACUUUGCAGCAGGCUGUAUUUCCACGAGAUGCAGACGAGGAGUUAAUGAGGUCUCCUGCCACUCCAAUGGUUGAUUCAGGGAUUUCAAAUGCCUCAGUAGAUCCCCCUUUUAUAAGUAGUUGA
Salvia splendens (bonfire salvia) is the source of this 393-nucleotide messenger RNA. Its product is annotated as telomere repeat-binding protein 2-like. The coding region runs from base 1 to 393 and encodes 130 amino acids. The record is from RefSeq and is a predicted model, not a curated record. Lineage: Eukaryota; Viridiplantae; Streptophyta; Magnoliopsida; Lamiales; Lamiaceae. The transcript is spliced from 6 exons.